CUCAGGAUUUGGCAGACAUUGGAGGUGGCAGUGAAGGAGAGAGUGGCGGUCAAUGUUAUUUGAGCAGGGUCAGCAGGUCCUGGAGUUUCCUGAGUGCACCAUGCAGAAGGCUGCUUACUAUGAAAACCCAGGACUCUUUGGAGGCUACAGCUACAGCAAAGCCACUGACACUUAUGGCUACAGUGCCCCCCAUCAGCCUUAUCCACCCCCUGCUGCUGCCAACUCCCUGGACACUGAUUACCCAGGCUCUGCCUGCUCCAUCCAGAGCUCUGCACCACUACGAGCACCAGCCCACAAAGGGGCUGAACUCAAUGGCAGCUGCAUGAGGCCGGGUGCUCAUGGGAACAGCCAGGGUGGGGGUAGUGGCAGCCAGCCUCCUAGUCUGAACUCAGAGCAGCAGCCGUCACAACCCCCUCCUCCACCACCAACCCUGCCCCCAUCCUCACCUACUAAUCCUGGAGGUGGGGUACCUGCCAAGAAGGCCAAGUGUGGGCCCAAUGCUUCUGGUUCCUCUGCCACCAUCAGCAAGCAGAUCUUUCCCUGGAUGAAAGAGUCCCGACAGAACUCCAAGCAGAAGAACAGCUGUGCCACUGCAGGAGAGAGCUACGAGGACAAGAGCCCGCCGGGCCCAGCAUCCAAGCGGGUGCGCACAGCGUACACCAGCGCACAACUGGUGGAAUUAGAGAAGGAAUUCCACUUCAACCGCUACCUGUGCCGGCCGCGCCGCGUGGAGAUGGCCAACCUGCUGAACCUCACCGAACGCCAGAUCAAGAUUUGGUUCCAGAAUCGGCGCAUGAAGUACAAGAAGGACCAGAAGGCCAAGGGCAUCCUGCAUUCGCCAGCGGGCCAGUCCCCAGAGCGCAGCCCGCCGCUCGGCGGCGCAGCCGGCCACGUGGCCUACUCAGGCCAGCUGCCUCCUGUGCCGGGCCUGGCCUAUGACGCUCCCUCGCCGCCCUCCUUUGCCAAAUCUCAGCCCAACAUGUACGGCCUGGCAGCCUACACGGCGCCACUCAGCAGCUGCCUGCCACAACAGAAGCGCUACGCGGCGCCCGAGUUCGAGCCCCACCCUAUGGCGAGCAACGGCGGCGGCGGCUUCACCAGCGCCAACCUGCAGGGCAGCCCGGUGUACGUGGGUGGCAACUUCGUCGACUCCAUGGCCCCCGCGUCUGGGCCCGUCUUCAACUUGGGCCACCUCUCGCACCCGUCUUCGGCCAGCGUGGACUACAGCUGCGCUGCGCAGAUUCCUGGCAACCACCAUCAUGGACCGUGUGACCCCCAUCCCACCUACACAGAUCUCUCCGCUCACCAUUCGUCUCAGGGACGCCUGCCCGAGGGACCCAAACUGACGCAUCUGUAGCGGCCGCCACCGGCCCGACCUCGCGGCGCAACCUCUUGCUUUGGUGGCGGGGGUGGCGGGCGGGGCCCUCAGGACUCCUCGGUGACCCUAUCUAUCCCUUUCUCUGGCCGGGUCGCUGCCUCCCGGAUGUCGGGCCACAGGCAACUGGGCCUCCCCUCCAGGCGCACCCACCUUUGGGCGACUCGCCAUAAAUUGGCUCCGAGGGUUCUCUUCUGUAAGCCUGACAUGCCACCAUAUACUGCGGACCGAGGGGCUCUAAUCUGGUAAUGAUGUCCUGAAGGUAAGUCUGAGAUCUAUUGGCGGUGCGCCCCUGCGGAAGGAGCAGGGCCCAAAGAGCCCUGGGCCUGGCCCACGUCUAGCUUAGUUGCGGAGACCUUAAUUUAUAUUCUCCUUCCAGUCCCUUAAGGAUUGCAUCGGACUCAACGACCUAUAUUUAUUAUUUGAAGCGAGUCAUUUCGUUUCCCUGAUUAUUUAUCCUCUUCUUAAUGUAUUUAUGUGUAUAUUUGUAGAAUUCUCCAGCCUAGCUUAGGAAAGCGCUCCCAGUCCGCGGGAGCCACAUUUCACCUCGUUAGUCCCCUUGGUCUGAACUAGUUGAGAGUAGUUUUGAACAAUUGUAAACGUGGCUGGUGUUUGUAGUUAAUGUAAAGGAUUAAGACCGCAAAUUGUCCUUCAUGGGUAGAGUCAGGCAGCCUCGUGGCGCGGCACGACUCCAGUUACUCAUUUCUCAACAGCCGCAGCCAUCGCCACUCAACAGUUUAUUGAUUUCAAAUUGUCUGGUACUAUUUGAAUAAAUAUUUAGAAUAAAAAAAUUUCUCAGUCUUAAGUGUAUCUGUGCUAAUGACACACCC
Messenger RNA from Manis pentadactyla (Chinese pangolin), 2205 nucleotides. It is a transcript of the gene HOXD3, whose product is annotated as homeobox D3. The transcript is spliced from 2 exons. Gene Ontology annotation, biological process: regulation of transcription by RNA polymerase II. Lineage: Eukaryota; Metazoa; Chordata; Mammalia; Pholidota; Manidae. Gene Ontology annotation, molecular function: DNA-binding transcription factor activity, RNA polymerase II-specific; RNA polymerase II cis-regulatory region sequence-specific DNA binding. The coding region runs from base 53 to 1357 and encodes 434 amino acids. The record is from RefSeq and is a predicted model, not a curated record. Gene Ontology annotation, cellular component: nucleus.